This is a messenger RNA of Exserohilum turcica Et28A, 447 nucleotides long. RefSeq lists its product as uncharacterized. Bases 74 to 409 code for a protein of 111 amino acids. NCBI's taxonomy places the organism in Eukaryota, Fungi, Ascomycota, Dothideomycetes, Pleosporales, Pleosporaceae. The transcript is spliced from 2 exons. The record is from RefSeq and is a predicted model, not a curated record.
UUUCAGGGCACGCCGCCAGGCACUCCGAACGAAAAACUGGGCCUACCUCGCUUUCCCAGUAGCGAUCACAACAAUGUCGUCGUCAAAUGAUGCGUUGGAGACCAAUGCAGAUGGCUAUGAUGAUCCUGCAACUGAUGGAGGGGCUAGCAGCUCUGGCCCGGCGCUCGAAGUCGAUAGUGAGGAGCAGAGCGACGAGCGCGACUCUGCUCUUGGUGACAACCGGUCUUCUUAUACCAUGUCCGCGACGUCUUCCGUCUUCAACUUUCGCUAUGAAAACGGCCGACGGUACCACGCUUACUGCGAGGGCAAGUAUCCAGUGCCCAAUGACGAGGUUUGCUCCCAUGCUACCACCGUCCCAGGCAGAACAGCUGCUCACGCCGUUGUGCUAGACCGAGGCCGACAGACUUGAUCUCCAACAUCAUGCCUUCCGCCUCAGCCUCGACGGUA